Molecule: messenger RNA, 642 nt
Organism: Phycomyces blakesleeanus NRRL 1555(-)
Lineage: Eukaryota; Fungi; Mucoromycota; Mucoromycetes; Mucorales; Phycomycetaceae
Product: C2H2-type zinc finger transcription factor
Exons: 4
Cellular component (GO): Z disc; nucleus
Molecular function (GO): transcription coregulator activity
Source: RefSeq, a predicted model, not a curated record
UGUGCAGGCUGCGAAAAACCAAUGGGUGGUAUGACUAUAAAUGCAGCAGGGAAACAGUGGCAUCCUGAUUGUUUUGUGUGUAAGCACUGUAAUCAGGACCUUGAACACGUCGCAUUUUAUGAAAAAGACGGGCAGCCUUAUUGUGCAUUGGACUAUCACGAGUUAUUUAGUACACGUUGCGAUUAUUGUGGAACACCUAUCGAAGAAAAAGCAAUCCGAGCGCUCGGAAAGACAUACCAUGAAGGUCAUUUCUUCUGUCGCCAGUGUGGAAAAACAUUUGACGAAUCUAGUGCAUUUAUGGUAUAUGACGGGCAUCCGUAUUGUGAAAAGGAUUAUCUCGAGAAGUUUGGGCACAAGUGCAUGGGAUGCGGUGAAUAUAUUACAGGGGAAUUUAUCGGUGCACUAGGCGGCGACUGGCACAAGGAAUGCUUUGUGUGUGCAGAGUGCGGAAAGGCAUUUACAUCAGCCACUUUUUUUGUAAGAAACAAUAGACCGUAUUGUGAUCAGCACCAAAGAACUACUGCUACACCUACCAAAAACGCACCACCUGUUGCUGUGCUCGAAGGAAGGUGUGCAAAUGCAUAUGGCCAUGACUACCAUCCUGCACAUUUCCAGUGCUCUCGGUGUGAUAAACCUUUGUCA